Molecule: messenger RNA, 1132 nt
Organism: Marasmius oreades (fairy-ring Marasmius)
Lineage: Eukaryota; Fungi; Basidiomycota; Agaricomycetes; Agaricales; Marasmiaceae
Exons: 1
Coding region: 136-1029 (297 amino acids)
Source: RefSeq, a predicted model, not a curated record
CUUCGGCCUUCGAUGUACGUAUACGUGACACCGUGCUGUAGCGCAGCACCUCAAAUCUGGUUACUACUGCGCGCAAUCAAUUCCUUUUAAAAGCAGGAAUCGAGCGCUUCCAACUGAAAGCCGUCUCUCCACAGGAUGAUCAUCACUUCAACAGACGAUUCCAGUCCCGGUGCAAAGCAAAGGGAGGUCAACCUUGACUCGGAAGCGGUGAGUUCAAGGGAGUUUAAUACUUCACUUCCAGCCAAGCCCGUAUUUUAUACACAGACGGACGCACCACCACCGCCGUACGUUUCCUCUGAGGGCGCUCAGCUGGUUGGCCAAAACGAAGACCAUAUACCAGCCAACUUGAAGCCCACGAAUUUCAUCUCAGUUCAUCACAAAGACAGUCCAGAGAAAGGGAGCUAUGCCAUUGACCCGAGCAUACGGAUACCAGAAUCAUUCUUACCGCCCUUGGAGAUCCAAGAGACCGACAACGACCCGAUCCGGAAGAAUUUCCAAGUAUUGUCGAAGAAUGGCAGCGUUGAUACCCAAGUAUAUAUUGUUCCCGAUUCAAAGCCUUUCGACGAGAGGAAAAGGGUGACGAUGGACAUCAUUUCCAAGAACGGAUCAGUGACGGCGAAAAUUGUGCGUUACCAGGAAUGCUUCAGCAUGGACGAAAAUGUUGAUACAAUACAGCGUCGUGCCGGAUCAUCAUACCCCCCGUUUGCAUUGCGAUGCUACUCCCACAAUGGCUGCAUGCAUGUGGCAAUACCCCGUUCUUUCCAUGGCUCGUUGUCUCUGUCGACGAGAGCUCACGGAGUAAAACUCUCGGAGCAAGUCCGUGCUGAAGUGACGGUCUUCAAUGACACGAGUGGAAUCAAACAAUAUUACAUUGGGCCACUGAAUGGCCAUGAUCAUGACGAGGCUCGAGCAAAUGAGGACGAAGUCGUGGUCGAGGGCAAAAACGGGUCAAUCCGAGUAACUUACAGCGAUGAAGUCAUCGAAUCCGUAUUCAAAGGGUUUAUGGAGAUGCUUGGUCGAAUCUUUUAACGAUAUUACAUACGAAGUGCUGUGGCUCACGUUGUAAAUGUAAAGUACUAAGGUCUGGAUUCAGUGUGAGUAUUGUGACAUUGUGACAUUACCUCCUUAUUCC